Messenger RNA from Beauveria bassiana ARSEF 2860, 2424 nucleotides. Its product is annotated as OPT family small oligopeptide transporter. Gene Ontology annotation, molecular function: oligopeptide transmembrane transporter activity. Gene Ontology annotation, biological process: transmembrane transport. The coding region runs from base 1 to 2424 and encodes 807 amino acids. Lineage: Eukaryota; Fungi; Ascomycota; Sordariomycetes; Hypocreales; Cordycipitaceae. The record is from RefSeq and is a predicted model, not a curated record. The transcript is spliced from 2 exons.
AUGAACUCGCAAGCCAUCUCCGAAAAGGUGUCAGCCACAGGCGCUGCCACUCGCGACCAAGAUUCCUCAUCAGUCGAGGCGUCGUCGGCAUCACCACCAUCAUCAUCCUUGGAAUCACGAAAAGCGCGCGACGACUUGCGCCGCUUUGAGCAGAACCACCGAAACGACCCGAACCUGCCGCCCGAGAAGCUCGCCGCCGUCCACGAUGCGCUCGCCCACAACAAUGCCAGGGAAAUCGCCGAGACGGAUGCGCUCCUCAGCGAAAACUCGCCGUACGAGGAGGUACGCGCGGCAGUCCGCAACACCGAUGGCGGCGAGGUCGCAAAUACGCUCCGCGCCUGGAUCCUGGGCAUGAUUUUCGUCACCAUUGGCGCAGGUCUCAACAUGUUUCUGAGCAUGAGGAGCCCUGCGAUUGCUUUUCAGGCCAUCAUCAUUCAGCUCCUCGUCUACCCGAUUGGUUGCUUCUGGGCGCGGGUGGUGCCGAUGCGCAAAUUCCGUACCUUUGGCGUCGAGUGGACGUUCAACACGGGCCCCUUUACCAUCAAGGAGCACACCGUCAUCACCCUCAUGGCCAAUGUCUCGUUUGGGUACGCCUACAGCACAGACGCGCUGCUCGCGCUGCAGGGGAAGCCGUUUUACGACAAGAAUCUCGGCUGGGGCUUCUCGCUGCUCUUCACCCUGAGCUCGCAGCUCAUUGGCAUCUCGUUUGCGGGCGUUUUUCGCCGUUUCCUCGUCUGGCCGGCGGCGAUGCUGUGGCCGGCGCAAUUCUCCAGCACCACGCUCUUCUAUGCGCUCCACGAUCGGAGCAGCAAGGGAGCAGCAAACGCGAAUGGGUGGCAGAUUAGCAGAUACAGCUGGUUCUGUCUGGCGGGUUUGGCCAUGUUUGUGUACUACUGGUUUCCUGCCGUCAUCUUUCAGGGACUGGCCGUUUUUUCAUUUCCAACCUGGAUCAGGCCCGAAAAUGUCGUCGUCAACCAGCUAUUUGGAGGAUAUUCUGGGCUGUCUCUGCUUCCCAUCACCUUCGACUGGACCUAUGUCACUGCGUACCUCGGCAACCCGCUUCUCGCGCCGACGCUCUCUCAUGUCAAUUCGCUAGUCGGCCUGUUUUGCUUCAUGGUCAUGCCCAUCAUCGGCAUCACUUACAGCGGGGCGCUAUGGUCAAAAUAUCUGCCCAUGGUCACGUCACAAGUGUACGACAAUACCCAACAAGCCUACCAGGUGAACAAGAUUCUCGGCCCCGGCUUCGCGUUUGACGAGAAGAACUACAAAGAGUACUCGCCCUUGUUUCUGACACCUGCGCUGGCACUCAACUAUGGCCUGUCCUUUGCGGCACUUAUUUCUACCCUUGUGCAUACGGGUCUGUUCCACGGCAAGGAAAUCUGGCAUCGAUUUCGCUCGUCACGCAAUCAGGAGCCAGAUGUUCACCUGAAGCUCAUGAAGAAAUAUGAAGAGGCUCCUGAUUGGUGGUACGGAGCGCUCUUCUUGGUCUCGCUCGCGUUGGGCUUGGCAACCACGUUGGCCUACGACUCACAGCUCCCAUGGUGGGCAUUCUUGGUCUCGCUUUUCCUGGCGCUGAUCUUUAUGAUCCCUAGCUCCAUGAUUCUGGCCGUGUCCAACAUUGCCAUUAGCUUGAAUGUCCUCUCUGCUUUCUUGGCAGGCUUCAUGAUUCCGGGGAGGCCUAUUGGAGUCAUGAUCUUCAAAGUCUUUAGCGUCAUCACUCUCGGCCAGGCGCAGACAUACUCGAGUGAUUUGAAACUUGGCCACUACAUGAAGAUUCCCCCCAAGGUGACUUUUUGGUGUCAGGUCAUUCCCACCAUAUGGGCCGUAUUUGUGCAGAUUGCCGUCAUGAAUUGGACGCUCGGGCACAUUGAAAAUGCCUGCGACAACAAGCAAAAGGACCACUUCACCUGCCCCAACGGCCGCGCAUUCUUCUCCUCCAGCAUCGUAUGGGGCGUCAUUGGCCCGCGGCGCAUGUUUGGCGUCGGUGGCAUGUACAGCCAUUUUAACUGGUUCUGGCUCGGCGGCGCUGCGCUCCCCGUCGUCUUUUACCUCCUCAUCAACAGGGCCGGCAUCAAGUUCUUUCGCCAUUUCAACGCGCCCAUCAUGUUUGGGUCGAUGGCCUGGCUUCCACCAGCCACACCGCUCAGUUUCUCUUCCUGGGCUAUUGUCGGCCUCGUAUUCAACAAAUGGAUUCACAACCGCUUCAACGGUUGGUGGUUGACCUACAACUACAUUACAGCGUCGGCUCUCGACGCAGGCUUGAUAUUGAGCACCGUCAUUAUAUUCUUUGCCAUCACAUUGCCGGGAGUUCCGAUUCCACAGUGGUGGGGCAACGUCGCCGUAGCAAAUACCCUUGAUGCCUCUUAUGCUGCGAUACUUGAAAUGGUGCCAAAGAAUGGCACAUUUGGACCAGAGACGUGGUAA